This is a messenger RNA of Lactuca sativa (garden lettuce), 2956 nucleotides long. RefSeq lists its product as uncharacterized. Gene Ontology annotation, molecular function: nucleic acid binding. NCBI's taxonomy places the organism in Eukaryota, Viridiplantae, Streptophyta, Magnoliopsida, Asterales, Asteraceae. The record is from RefSeq and is a predicted model, not a curated record.
GACCGGAGUGCUUUGCAUUCCGUGCCAAUAGUCUCAUCGCGUUUCGCACAAAACGUAGACGCAAAAACCCUAAAAAAUAAAAUAGAUAGAGAUAGACGACUACUUCCGUCUUACCCUAUUCUUCUCCGUUCCAUUAGGAGAACGAACAAACGCCAUUUUAGAGCUGCUUCUUAUGCACACCAUUUCUCCUAAUUCCAUAGCAAAAAUCCUGUUUUUGUUUUCAAAGUUUUUCAAUCUAUUUUAUUUUUCCAAAACAAUUUCUUUGUUUACAGGCACUUGAAACAGAAACGCGAUUCGUGCCCUAAUCCAUGAUUUUUUCCCUCUUUACUGUUGCUAAUUUCUUGAUGGUUUUCUAGGUGUUCUAGAUUUUCCUGAUCGUUGUUUUUGUGUGCUAGGGUUUCAGUUUUUGCACCUACCGAUUAAGUGUGGGACCUACUAAAUCAGUGUUAUUCUUCCGAGGAUUCGUCUGGUCGACCACCAUUGUUCAGGUGUGGAAAAAUGGGAGAAAAGUCUGAUACUAAAACGGUGUCUUCACCAUAUGUUGUCCUUGAAAAUCGACCCCUUGAUCAAUGGAAAGUAACUGAAUUAAAAGAGGAACUUAAGAAACGGAAACUAAUGACAAAGGGAUUGAAGGAAGACCUGGUUAAAAGGUUGGAUGAAGCAGUUCGUUCUGAAAUAGAUGAUGCUAAGAGAAACCUUGAGGACGACCUAAACAAUGAGUCCCACUCUGAUGAUGCAACAGCUGUCCCAGUUGUUACAGAGGAUACCACUGAUGCCUUGGAUAACACCAUGGGCAAGAAUGAGGACUUAGGGAAAGAUGUUAAGGAGUUGAAUAAGGAAAAAGAUGGUAACGAGGGUUUAGAGAAAGAUAAUGUGGGAUUAGAUAAGGAAAAAGAUGGUAAUACAAGUGUUCAGAUGGAAAUGGAUAUGGUUCAGGCUGAUGAUGUUUUAGCUGAAAAAAUGGUUACAGAAGGUGGCAUUGUGUCUACACAAGUGGAAUCUUUUCAGGUAGUUGAAGAGAUUUCAGUAACAACCACCACCAAAACCACUGUUUUGGUCUCUGAGGGCACUGUAGAUGAAGGGUUUAAUGUGAAAGAGUCACAGGUGGUUGGAAACAAUGGGGAUUCAAAGGCUGAAUCUCAAUCACCUAAAGAAGAACAAGCUGAGGUCAGCAACCAGGUAACUGAGGUCAGCCAAGUAAUCUCUGAUUCUAUUUCUGUUGAUACUACUAUCUCCAAUUCUGAAAAGAAUGAACUAAAGGAUAAUGUAAUUGCUGAUGAUGUGAAAUCAGAGGUAGAUGUUAAGCCUGAAAUGGUCUUAGAUGAUAGCAAAUCAGAACCAGAUGACAUUGAUAAUGAUAAUGUAAUUGCUGCUGAUGUCAAGUCAGAGCAAGUUAUUGAACUUAAAGAGGUGAAAAUGUCAACCAAUGUUGUUGUAUCAGUUGAAGAAGUUGAUGAACCACUUAAGGACAAAAUCACUGAUGAAAGUGUUGAUAUUUGCAAGAAAAGUGAUAGUGGGGAUGUUGGCUCUUCAGAGAAGUUGAAUUUGGACAGAAGUUCUGGUGAUGAUUCAAUGGAGGAAGAUGUUCAAGAAAGCAAACAGAUUGACUCAAAGUUUACUCCUAAUGAAGUGGGAGAUAUCAGUGGGAAAAUUGAAGUAAAGGAAGAUGAUUCUGUUGAUGUUAUGGUUGUAGAUGACAAGAAUUCUGCUCCUGUUGAAGAUAUAACAUCCACAAAAAGAAAACCACAGAUAUUAGCAGAAAACAGUGAAGUAGUAAAGAGGCAACGUAGGUGGAAUACUGAACAACAGUUAACUAAUAAUCAUUCUGCUGUUACUUCUCCUAAAGAUACAAUUCAGACUCCAGUUAAACGUGUAUUUUCAAGAUCUGAGUCUAAAAUUGAUCAAGAAUUACCCAAAGAACGUAUUGUUCCACCUUCAUCAAAGACUCCAACUAAUUCUCUUCGAAUUGAUAAUUUUUUGCGUCCUUUUACUUUAAAAGCUGUGCAAGAACUUCUUGGGAAAACAGGGACAGUUGUCAGUUUCUGGAUGGAUCAUAUCAAAACCCAUUGUUAUGUUACAUAUGCAUCUGCAGAAGAAGCAAUAGAAACUCGAAAUGCUGUAUGCAACCUACAGUGGCCAGUGAAUGGUGGACGCCUGUUAAUGGCUGAUUUUGUGGAUCCACAAGAGGUUAAGAAUCGGGUCGACCCACCACCACCACCACCUCCAGCCACCACCAUGCAACCACCGCAGCCCUCUCCUCGACUACACGUUCAGAAACAACAGCAGCAGCAGCUUCCUCCUCCACCAGCUCUAGCCGCCAUGCAGCCGCAAUAUCCCUCCCCUCGACUACAUGUUCAGAAACAACCACAGCAGCUUCCUCCACCACCUCCGCCACCAGUAAGGGAGGUUGCCGCCCUUCCUCCACCACCAGUUGAUCCUCCAAUUGUUACAUUGGAUGAUCUGUUUAGGAAGACAAGAGCCACCCCUCGUAUCUACUACCUACCACUUUCGGAUGAACAAGUGGCGGCAAAGAUGAAGGGGAAAGCAGGCUUAAAGGAGUAGGAGGAAUGAAGCUCCUUCUGAAUGUGUUUGGAUAUGAUGGAUUGGAUAUAUAGCUUAUUUUAGAAGAAUGAAAACAACAAUGUAAGAUGAUAAUGGUAGAGUAGUAGAGUAUCAUCAUAUAAUCCACAUGUUUGCAGGUCUGCAGGUGUUACUUGCUUUUGCGUUUAGGAAGGAACUGUUCCAGUCCAGCAAUGCAAUGGUGGGCCAGGAGGAGCUGCUGAUUCGUUGGUUGGUUGGUUGGUUGACCGGUCAAUGGACUUUUUUUUUUGUUUUGGUGUUUGUUUUGUUUCUGUGACUUUGAGUGAGCAGCCCAUUUUGAUCUACACAGAUUGUUUCUUGUCAUGUCAUAUGGAUCAAUCGAUACUUACUUUGGGCGUUAGACCAAAUUCUGUUA